UACGCCACCUCCUCCAACCUCAGCCGGCACAAGCAGACCCACCGCAGCCUGGACAGCAAGAUGGCCAAGAAGUGACCCACCUGCGGCAAGGUCUACGUCUCCAUGCCGGCCAUGGCCAUGCACCUCCUCACCCACGACCUCAAGCACAAGUGCGAGGUGUGCGGCAAAGCCUUCAGCCGGCCCUGGCUGCUGCAGGGCCACAUGCGGUCGCACACCGGGGAGAAGCCCUUCGGCUGCUCCCACUGCGGGAAAGCCUUCGCCGACCGCUCCAACCUGCGCGCCCACAUGCAGACCCACUCCGCCUUCAAGCACUACAAGUGCAAGCAGUGCGAGAAGACCUUCGCCCUCAAGUCGUACCUCAACAAGCACUACGAGUCCGCCUGCUUCAAGGGCUCCGAACACAGCUGUGCAAUAGGGAACUAG
Messenger RNA from Pygoscelis adeliae (Adelie penguin), 423 nucleotides. RefSeq names its product transcriptional repressor scratch 1-like. Gene Ontology annotation, biological process: regulation of DNA-templated transcription. Gene Ontology annotation, molecular function: RNA polymerase II cis-regulatory region sequence-specific DNA binding; DNA-binding transcription factor activity, RNA polymerase II-specific. The transcript has a single exon. The record is from RefSeq and is a predicted model, not a curated record. NCBI's taxonomy places the organism in Eukaryota, Metazoa, Chordata, Aves, Sphenisciformes, Spheniscidae. The annotation marks the transcript as partial.